Molecule: messenger RNA, 3031 nt
Organism: Peromyscus eremicus (cactus mouse)
Lineage: Eukaryota; Metazoa; Chordata; Mammalia; Rodentia; Cricetidae
Gene: Rapgef5
Product: Rap guanine nucleotide exchange factor 5
Exons: 18
Coding region: 133-1971 (612 amino acids)
Biological process (GO): Ras protein signal transduction; positive regulation of GTPase activity
Cellular component (GO): plasma membrane
Molecular function (GO): guanyl-nucleotide exchange factor activity
Source: RefSeq, a predicted model, not a curated record
GUGGCAUGGUAUCUCUACACUAAAAUAACACAGAUUUAACUUUGGAAAAGCAAAAUCUUUUACAAAGGCCAUGAUUUAAUUCAGAUCACAGGGAAAAUGCACUUCAUAUAAGGUGAACUUUGUGGUGGUGUCAUGUCCUGGGACUGUGGAUUUAAGUAUAUCUUCGCUUUUUCUCCAACUCUUAAGGCUGGGGUGAUGUGCAAGCUUCAAGAAAGAGAUGAUAUUGGGCGUAUUGAGCUGGUCCAGAAGCUAGCAAGAGAAAACUGUCAGUUUUUACAAACAGACAAAAAAGAACCAGAGAAGUCUGAACAGCAAGAUGAUGAAGUGACCACGGUUCAGGUGAAAGAGCAAGGCCAGAGUGUGCUGGUGCUGAAGAAAGUAGCCGGCUGUGGCCCAGCCCCCACCUCGGGGAGUGCGGAGAGCGACGCGAGGUACGUGGUGGUGUCCGGGACCCCGGAGAAGAUCUUGGAGCACCUUUUGAAUGACUUGCACCUGGCGGAGGUCCAGCACAAAGAAACAGAGACGCUCCUUGAUGACUUCCUUCUCACAUAUACAGUAUUCAUGACAACUGAUGACCUGUGCCAGGCGCUGUUAAGACACUAUUCUGCUAAGAAGUAUCAAGGGGAAGAAGAAAACUCAGAUGUCCCUUGUCGGAAGCGUAAGGUCUUACAUCUGGUUUCGCAGUGGAUUGCUCUGUACAAAGACUGGCUACACGAAGAUGAACAUUCAAAAAUGUUUCUAAAGACCAUAUACAGGAAUGUGCUGGAUGACGUCUAUGAAUACCCAAUUCUUGAGAAAGAAUUGAAAGAAUUUCAGAAGAUACUUGGGAUGCAUCGCCGUCACACCGUCGAUGAAUAUUCACCACAAAGGAAGAAUAAAGCCCUUUUCCACCAAUUCAGUCUUAAGGAGAACUGGCUUCAGCACAGAGGAACUGUGGCCGAAACAGAAGAAAUUUUUUGCCAUGUGUAUAUAACGGAGCACUCCUAUGUCAGUGUGAAGGCGAAAGUUUCCAGUACAGCCCAGGAAAUCCUGAAGGUGGUGGCUGAGAAGCUGCAGCGUGCCGAAGAGGAUCUGGCUCUGGUGGCCAUCAUGUUCUCUGGAGAAAAGCAUGAAAUUCAGCCAAAUGACUUGGCCAUUUCCAAAUCCCUGGAGGCAUCAGGUCGGAUAUUUGUCUACCGGAAAGAUCUGGCAGACACUUUGAAUCCUUUUGCAGAAAAUGAGGAAUCACAGCAAAGGUCGAUGAGGAUUUUGGGAAUGAACACUUGGGACCUUGCUCUAGAAUUAAUGAGCUUUGAUUGGAGUCUGUUCAACUCAAUCCAUGAGCAAGAGCUGAUCUACUUCACGUUCAGCAGACAGGGAAGUGGGGAGCACACAGUCAACCUCAGCCUUCUGCUCCAGAGAUGCAACGAGGUCCAGCUGUGGGUGGCCACGGAGAUUCUGCUCUGCAGCCAGCUGGGCAAGCGCGUGCAGCUGGUGAAAAAGUUCAUCAAGAUCGCUGCGCACUGCAGAGCUCAGCAGAACCUGAACUCUUUCUUUGCUAUCGUGAUGGGUCUCAACACUGCCUCUGUCAGCCGGCUGUCCCAGACCUGGGAGAAAAUUCCUGGGAAGUUUAAGAAACUUUUCUCUGAACUUGAAAGCUUAACGGAUCCUUCCCUAAACCACAAAGCCUACAGGGAUGCAUUCAAAAAGAUGAAGCCACCAAAAAUCCCUUUCAUGCCCUUAUUGCUUAAAGAUGUAACGUUUAUUCAUGAAGGAAAUAAAACAUUCUUGGAUAAUCUUGUCAACUUCGAAAAGCUGCACAUGAUUGCAGACACUGUCCGAACCCUGAGACACUGCAGAAGUAACCAGUUUGGAAGUGACAUGUCUCCAAAGGAGCAGCAAGAGCUGAAGUCCUAUGUCAACCACCUGUAUGUCAUCGACAGCCAGCAGGCCCUGUUCGAGCUCUCUCACAGGCUGGAGCCCCGGGCCUGAGCCAUGCCAUUCUGCCCUGUGACUGCAGCACGUAGAGCGAAGGAAAGGUCUCCGGUCAGCAUGUUGCUUCCUGUGAGAAAAGAGGUUGCUGAGUUUUAUCAGCAUACCAUGAGACAAGUGUGGGAAAGCCAGCCAAAGCAAGUUUGGGAAGUGACGUCAUCCACUAGAGGCAGGAGAGUGCCCCCCUCCACCUCUGCUGUCAGUGAGAAGACAAAAGGAAUCAGAGCAUCCUUGGAACAGGGUUUUUCUUAUGCUGGUGAUUUCAAUCCAGUCCAAGUCUCAGCUUAUGGUGUGGCAGCAUUAAGAGAAAACAUGUCUUGAUAUACAGCAGCCAGGUUGUUGGUUUUUUUCCAGUAAGAUUGUGUGUAUAGCAGGAAGGACUGUCACUCUGCCUGUACCACUUGACUGCCUGUGGGCCAUUAAGAGACUGAGACAUCUCCAGUGAGAGCAUCUCCAGAGGGCCCAGGAGGAGAGGCUUCUACAGCUAGAAACUGGACAUAACCUUGGCAGGCAUGGCCUGCUGUGCAAAUAAGAAAUGCCUGGCACACACUUCUUUGCUUCCACAAUCAUUUACCAGUGUAUGUGCAGAUGAAACUAGCUUCUGUACCACUGAUGUACUCCUGUAAGCAAGGCAGACUGAGUUUCUCAUCCCAUAAGGAACUGGGCAGCGUUCAGUUUCUGGGAACUUUCUUUACAUAUAUUUUUGUUGUUGUUGUCGUUGAGUGCAACAUGAUUUUCAGAAAACCUGGGCCCGGAUGGUGGGUGCUCAGUGUCCACUUACUGAGAUCACAGAAUUGCCAGCUUCUGCAUUCUUGUGCCUGAUGCAGCCUUGGUGUUUGCAGAACUCCACCAGGCUCCCUGCCCACAGGAUGCAGAAUGUCAGCCCAUGAGGGAGCAGGAGUGAAGCGGAGUAUAUAUCGCUUAGCAGUUGGGCUUACCAGUCUUUCAGUGAUUGAAAGGUACCCAGAAAUGCCUAAAAUCUGACUUAACUGGAGAGUUGGAACCCCACAGUCCACUUCCCAAGUAAAGCCAGAGCCUCUCUGCAAUUUGCCUUUUUCCU